CUUGUCCCGACAAACAUGAAACUUGACGGCUGGGAGCUAAUGGCAUUGAAGUCCACCAUAGCUAAAAAUAAACAUAGGCAAAGUGAAGAACUUGGGAGAGUAUUUGAGCAGCAAUAACUGUGUGAUAUAAUCUGUUUCAUAACCACUGACUUCAGAAAUACAGAUUGUAAAAGCCAAAUUGCAGAUGACCAAAAUAAAGGGAGGAAGACAGCGAGCCUAUCGGCCAAAGACUCGAUCGGGAUGCCUUACUUGCAAAGUACGACGGGUCAAAUGUGACGAAGGACGGCCGGAUUGUCUCCGAUGCACGUCAACCGGCCGCACUUGUGACGGCUAUGCCCAUACGACAGCACCAAUUGCGGGAUCAGGAUCCGUCCUGCAGGGUCCAUCUCUUGAGAUUCAGGCCUCCCCACGUUCUAAGCGAUCGUUUGCGUUCUUCAUGCAAUGCACAUGCUCUCAACUAGCUGGUUUCUUCGGAUCCGAAUUCUGGGAACGGCUUGUUUUUCAGGCCGCGUAUAACGAACCUGCUGUGCGCCACGCAGUUGUUGCUAUAGGUUCGCGCCAUGAGCUUGCCAUAUAUCAGAAAGCAGCAGAAAGAGAUGCCGUGGGGUGUUUUGCGCUAGGGGAGUACAACCUUGCCAUUAGGCAUCUGAUAAACCCAUCACAGGGCAAGGCGCAGCGAAGCGUCGACGUAUACCUCAUUAUGUCCAUCCUUUUCGCUUGCUUUGAGAAUAUACAAGGAAACCAUGCUUCAGCAAUAACCCAUCUUCAAAGUGGCGUCAAGCUCCUACGAGAGACAGUAUACGACAGGGAUUCUGGCGCGCUAGAUUGUCAACAGUUUGAAACCGCAAACCGCAUAAAUUCCUAUGCUUCAUUUCAAACUUACGCCAAGAUAUUCGCACUUCUGGAUUCACAGGCCUCUAGGAUAAUUGGAGAUUAUUAUCAGUCAUUCAUUCAAUCUUCCCCUCCUUCAUAUGCUGAUGCAGUGUAUGGUGCUGGCUCUCUAUCAUUUUCCAGUAUUGAUGAGGCUAGGACUUUGUGGGAGUAUGGCGCUUGUCUAUUCAGUGGCACUCUAGACACUAAGCUAUCGGAUGCCUCUAUGCAACUCCCUCAUAAACCCGUAGAGGGCCAACGAAGUCAUCUCGUAAAUCUAACGUCAAAAUAUUUUUACGCGGUGGAAGACCUUAUACAGUCCAGGAAGUCACAUUUCACGCCAAGAGAAGAACUAGCAGCAGCGAUCCUUCAACUCAAUGUCCUCGUUACUUGGGUCUCAUUUGAGAUCGAACUCCAAUACCCAAAAGCCACUUGGGAUAAGUUCAUGCCGAAACUGAACGACAUGGUCCUUCUUGGAGAACAGAUCGUUUCGCUUAUCUCAUCUAGCAAUGAUAGUAAGCAAAAUACGAGUUCGUUCUGCCUUGAAUCGGGCUACAUUCUUCCAAUGUAUGCUGUGGCUAGUAAUUCUCGAGACAUCGGUAUCCGCCGAAGGGCUAUUGCUGUUCUUCGUUCUGUUUCUCGCCAAGAGGGCCUGUGGAAUAGCUUUCUAGCAGCGGAUGCCGCCGAGAGGGUAAUCGAGAUUGAGCAAAGGGUUGCGAGAGAAAUGAGCGUUUGCGGUGACGGUUAUGAAGAAUUAGAGUUAUUUAGCUCCCGGCCGCUCCUAGAAAUAGAUGCGAAGGGUGGCCGGUUACAUUAUACUCGAAGUCCACAUGGAUGCCAACCCCCUCACGAUGUUGUCGAGGAAGUAUUUAGUUGGUAG
This is a messenger RNA of Xylaria bambusicola, 1750 nucleotides long. RefSeq lists its product as uncharacterized. The transcript is spliced from 4 exons. The coding region runs from base 185 to 1750 and encodes 521 amino acids. Gene Ontology annotation, molecular function: DNA-binding transcription factor activity, RNA polymerase II-specific; zinc ion binding. Gene Ontology annotation, biological process: regulation of DNA-templated transcription. The record is from RefSeq and is a predicted model, not a curated record. Lineage: Eukaryota; Fungi; Ascomycota; Sordariomycetes; Xylariales; Xylariaceae.